Coregonus sp. 'balchen' is the source of this 28049-nucleotide messenger RNA. The record is from the annotation of a GenBank genome assembly. NCBI's taxonomy places the organism in Eukaryota, Metazoa, Chordata, Actinopteri, Salmoniformes, Salmonidae.
GUGUCAACCAAAAGCAAGGCCCCGUCUCCCCCAGUAUCAGUGAAGGGCCUGGAUGGUGCAGGCCUCCCCCAGAGACACUCUGUAUCAGCAUUUCCUCUGAUGACAAUGGACCAGAAGGAGAACCUACUUGAACAGGACCUGACUCUGGUCGUGGUUCUGCCAGGCGGAGUGGAGAAGACGGCCACUGUCCAUGGCAGGUGAUACUAGGUCUUCAUUCCCAAAUGACACCCUAUUCCCUACUUAGUGCCUGGGUCAUUCCACCAAUUAGUUGCCUUUUGAGUAGUGUAACUUUGAUUUCACCUAAUGUUUACAUUCUGUCACAUGUUCAACUUCAUAAAAACAUGUUUACCCAUCUCAAGAGGUAAAAAAAAGACUAUAGUAAUUGCCUAUUAAGUGCCAAAUAAAGUAACAGGGUUGAUGACUUCAUAGUUUAAAUCAGCUAUAAAUCCCCUCUUGACAGGGGGAAUGGAAGCUUGUUGUGUGCAACAGGGAGGGGCAAUUGAAUGCAAGCUUCACAACAAAAAGAGUAGAACCAGCUCACCUGCUUUUACACUAUGAUUUGACUAUUAAAAUAAUAAUCUUCAGAAAUUACUUUGUCAAAGCAACAAAAAUAACUGCGGCUUUACAAUGAUGGUGAAAACUUGGAGACAUGUUGGGGUUAAGUGGGUUAAAAUAUUAAUUGAAGUCACAGAGGAUGCUUAGAGGGACAUGUCAAAAUGCUGAAUUUUGGCACUUUAGCAAGUCUUUAUUCAUUCCAUGUGGUCUAUAUUAAAGGGCACUUCAUUUAAUAUGACAGGCUUUUAUAGUUCUAUAUUUGUGCACAAUUUCUACUUAAAAUAUCAAAAGUCACUAAUUUCGUGCCAUGACCCGCCUAUGGGCCCUGGUCAAAAGAAGUGCAGUAAAUAAAUAAAGGAAGUGUCCCACUGUGACUAAACACCAACAAACUGCUCCCAACUUUCCUUCCUUGGGAAGACCUCCAAGACAUCCCAUGAUUCCAAGAUGAAGCAUGUUCUAAAUGCAUUUUGACCAAUUCUUAUGUGAGUGUAAUAUCUUCAAAAACAAAUAUUUCAUUAAUAUUUUUGGUAUAUGAUUACUGCAAAUCCUUCUACCAUAACGUGAUCUUUCCAAGGCUCUAAUGUAAUGUAGCAUUUCUCUGAGUCAGAUAUUGUAGGUGGUGCAGUAAAAGCUUUGGUUUUGGUUAACAGUUUUAUAAUGUUGCUGAUUCCUUUUCACUUACUAAUGUGGAAUAAUGUUAUUUGUGUUUUAGGCACAGUUAUUAUGGUUGGAUUUAGAUUAAUAAAUGUAGGCUGUGUCAUUUUGAUGCAAGCCCACUGCACAUACAUUUUAUGAAAUGUAGUCUUAUGAAGUCUGGACUGUGGAGCUCUCAUCCACACCAAUUCAGCCGAGACCAAAACGCCUAAUCAGACAAACAUGAGAUGAAUAUCUUAUAGUCAAAGGGCUUAGUUGUUUUUCGGAACAAGGACUUUGUGUCCUGAUAUGAAACUACAGACCCACACUGUUCACUCUCUAUCACCAAAGUUUACUCAAGAUAUUAUGAUUCUAUUUUUGCAAGACGCAAACGCACUCCGUUGCUAUAUUGUGCCCUUUGCCCUCUCAAGCUAUAAUCGAGACCAACUUUAAUAUAAAAGGAUUAAGCACCAAAUUCUUCAACCUCUUUUCUUUUACAGAGUACAGUGAACUAAUUAUGAUAAGGAUGAAACUUUUGGCAUUAUAUUUCCAGAAACCCUCACAAGGCCUGGAAUAUGGAAACUGCUGGAUAGCUUUGUGUGGAUGCUGUUGCUCUCCAGACCACCAACAGUUGUGUAUGAAGCACAAACUGAUGGCUCGUUAUGCUACAUUUUAUCACUGUGAAAAAGUUGUGUGAUAAUGCAUUACUAGAACAUCAAGUGUAAAAAGUAUUCUGUGAUCUACUUUCGUGAUAGUAGUUUCUCCUUGGCAUUUGCAAUUUCCACACACCAAAAGUUAUGUGUUUUCUUUGUGGAUAUAAAACACACAACCUUUUGUCCUUAGCUAGGUUGAUUAUUGCUUCUAACCUGUGUUUUUCAGCAAGCCCAUGAUGGAUUUGUUAGUGAUGCUUUGUGCCAAGUACCACCUGAACCCAUCAGGCUACAUUAUAGAGCUCGUCACCACCAACAGAAACCCCAUCAAGUUCAAGCCCAAUACUCUGAUCGGGGCCCUGGAGGCAGAGAAGGUUCUGCUCAAGCCCAAAGGAAUGGAGGACAAGAUUAAGAAGCCAAUUCCUCAGAUGCCAGAGGUACACUUGAGAAAUCUCAGUGGUAGAAAUGUACUACUAGUUAUAAAAGUUUAUCUGAGAGUUGUUCCCUCAACUUGGGUAUUUACUGUAAUUAAUAAUGGGUGUAUCUUGUAAUGUAUUUUUUCUGUGAGUAUAGAUCAAAUAAUAUAUAUAUAUAUAUACACUACCAGUUAAAAGUUUGGACACACCUACUCAUUCAAGGGUUUUUCUUUAUUUUUACUAUUUUUUACAUUGUAGAAUAAUAGUGAAGACAUCAAAACUAUGAAAUAACACAUAUGGAAUCAUGUAGUAACCAAAAAAGUGUUUAAACAAAUCAAAAUAUAUUUUAUAUUUGAGAUUCUUCAAAUAGCCACCCUUUGCCUUGAUGACAGUUUUGCAAACUCUUGGCAUUCUCUCAACCAGCUUCAUGAGGUAGUCACCUGGAAUGCAUUUCAAUUAACAGGUGUGCCUUCUUAAAAGUUAAUUUGUGGAAUUUCUUUCCUUCUUAGUGCAUUUGAGCCAAUCAGUUGUGUUGUGACAGAAAAUAGCCCUAUUUGGUAAAAGACCAAGUCCAUAUUAUGGCAAGAACAGCUCAAAUAAGAAAAGAGAAACGACAGUCUUUCAUUACUUUAAAAACGUUGAAAGUUUCUUCAAGUGCAGUCGCAAAAACCAUCAAGCGCUAUGAUGAAACGGAAUCUCAUGAGGACUGCCAAGUUCUCUCAUGUCACCCCAUUCCUCCGCACACUCUACUGGAUUCCAGUUGAAGCUCGCAUCUACUACAAAACCAUGGUGCUUGCCUACGGAGCUGUGAGGGGAACAGCACCUCCUUACCUUCAGGCUCUGAUCAGACCCUACACCCAAACGAGGGCACUACGUUCAUCCACCUCUGGCCUGCUAGCCCCCCUACCUCUACGGAAGCACAGUUCCCGCUCAGCCCAGUCAAAGCUAUUCGCUGCUCUGGCACCCCAAUGGUGGAACAAGCUCCCCCACGACGCCCCAUAAAAAUAGCCAAUCAAUUGUGUUGUGACAAGGUAGGGGGGUAUACAGAAGAUAGCCCUAUUUGGAAAAAGACCAAGUCCAUAUUAUGGCAAGAACAGCUCAAAUAAGCAAAGAGAAUCGACAGUCCAUCUUUACUUUAAGACAUGGUCAGUCAAUACGGAAAAUUUCAAGAACUUUUAAAGUUUCUUCAAGUGCAGUCGCAAAAACCAUCAAGCGCUAUGAUGAAACUGGCUCUCAUGAGGACCGCCACAGGAAUGGAAGACCCAUAGUUACCUCUGCUGCAGAGGAUAAGUUAUUUCGAGUUACCAGCCUCGGAAAUUGCAGCCCAAAUAAAUGCUUCACAGAGUUCAAGUCACAGACACAUCUCAACAUCAACUGUUCAGAGGGGACUGUGUGAAUCAGGCCUUCAUGGUCGAAUUGCUCCAAGUUGGAGAUUUUUGGUUCCAACCACUGUGUCUUUGUGAGACGCGGUGUGGGUGAACGGAUGAUCUCCGCAUGUGUAGUUCCCACCGUAAAGCAUGGAGGAGGAGGUGUUAGGGUGUGGGGGUGCUUUGCUGGUGACACUGUCAGUGAUUUAUUUAGAAUUCAAGGCACACUUAACCAGCAUGGCUACCACAGCAUUCAGCAUUGAUACGCCAUCCCAUCUGGUUUGGGCUUAGUGGGACUAUAAUUUGUUUUUUAACAGGACAAUGACCCAACACACCUCCAGGCUGUGCAAGGGCCAUUUUACCAAGAAUGAGAGUGAUGGAGUGCUGCAUCAGAUGACAUGGCCUCCACAAUCCCCCGACCUCAACCCAAUUGAGAUGGUUUGGGAUGAGUCAGAUGGCAGAGUGAAGGAAAAGCAGCCAACAAGUGCUCAGCAUAUGUGGGAACUCCUUUAAGACUGUUGGAAAAGCAUUCCAGGUGAAGCUGGUUGAGAGAAUGCCAAGAGUGUGCAAAGCUGUCAUCAAGGCAAAGGGUGGCUAUUUGAAGAAACUCAAAUAUACAAUAUACUUUGAUUUGUUUAACACUUUGUUGGUUACUACAUGAUUCCAUAUGUGUUAUUUCAUAGUUUUGAUGUCUUCACUAUUAUUCUCCAAUGUAGAAAAUAGUAAAAAUAAAGAAAAACCCUUGAAUGAGUAGGUGUGUCCAAACCUUUGACUGGUACUGUAUAUUAUAACUUGUUCUAAUAUUUUUUAAUGAGGAUAGUCAUGAGGUCUGAUAAUCUAAUUUCUAUGAUUCUCCAGGCAACCGUCCGUCUGGUAAUAAACUAUAAAAAGACCCAGAAGACUAUACUAAGAGUCAGCCCUCGAGUCCCCCUUGAAGACCUCUUACCAGCUAUUUGUGAGAAAUGUGAAUUUGACCGACAGAGCACACUUUUAUUGAGAGAUGCCCAAUCUAAGGAUCCUUUGGAUUUGACAUGUUCUCUCAAUGAUUUUGCAAUAAGGGAGGUUUAUGCAAGGGACACAAAAGGUAAGGGCUUCUCUGAUUAAAAACAACAGCCUUCAUUAAUCGGAAUAAUUACCAUUCAUUUUGAACCAAUCUCGGCACACAGAACCAAAUAUUGUGUUGUCUGUCAACAAGAUACUUAUUCUGUAUGAACACUAUUCACCAUUCAUUCAUUUUACAACUACGCAGGUGUGCUCAUUUAAAUGCUGCAUUUACUACUGCAUAUCAUUUCCAUCUUCUCUUUCACAGCUAUGUACUCAGAAGACGUACCUGCCUCUCCUACCACCCCUACUACACCAACUCAUCUAGGUCAUCUAGGUAAUGAACACAAUUGUAUUAUGUUUUUACAUUAGUUUUAUUACCUUAUUUUAAUUUACUACUGAUAUUAUGCAUUUGAAGUCAAGUUCAUCAAUCCUUUGUCAGGAAUUUCAGAAACGUCUUCAAUAAGAUCUAUAUAUUCCUAACAGAUACCAUUCCACCCAGUAAAGAUAAAACCCAGAAGGAGAAAGAAAACAAGGGCUUGUUCAGUCUAUUCAGGAGGAGUAAGAAGAAACCUGAGCAGGUGUGUUCUAUAUCUAUUCACAUGCAAUCACCAAUAUUUCUCAUCUCAGUAAUUUACAGGUCAAUUUUGGCUGAUGAGGAGGAUUUGAAAGGGUGUGUGUUGGAGCGGGGAGGGGGGGAUAAUGUCACAGUCAUGUGAUUGACUAGUUUUCUCUUUGCUUACUGCAGAGAACAGGCCCCUGAUCAGGAUCUGAUUGGAUGUUUGUUUGCUCUUUUAAAGGGAAUGACUGCCAGUGCCCCGGCAUCCCCUGUCUUCCCCAGCAAGCCUCGACCUCUUAGCAUGAGCUCGCUCAGUGCCCACUCCUCCACAUUCAACUGCAGCUCCAUGGCUUCUGACAUGCCAAAGAAGAGACGGGCUCCCCUGCCCCCAAUGCUGGUGUCCCAGAGCUUCCCCUCUAACCUCAGCCAUCGCCAGAGGUCCAUCUCCGCCUCAGAGCCCGAAGCCCAAAAGGACAGUGACCAGGUGAGUGGGUCUAACCUGACUAGAUCUGUGUUCUCUGUCUUUACCAGGUCUGUCUGUAAAAUACGGUUAUUAGUGUCCGCGGUCUAAAUGCUGAGACUGAAUUUCCCCAAAAUUUCCCAGACUUUAUAUCCAGAGCUCUUGAUGAAUUGUAAUGAUUAUUUUGUCUCUUCUGUUGUGGAGAUGGCUGGUCUGAGUCGCAGCACAGAGUCUUCCCUGAAGAGGAUGAAGCGCAAGGCUCCACCACCCCCCGCAUCUCCCAGUGUGGUUGUCCAAGAUGAAGCUUCGCUAGAUGGAGGUAUGAAAGGUUUUAAAUGGAUUUAAUCCUACUGUAUUGAAUUGUCUUGUGCUCAACUUCCUGUAUAUAGGUUUCAAUGUUUUCAGAUACUAUUUUUUACAUGAGGGGGUCACUUGAGUCUAUAGCAACUAGAUUCAGCCGCAGGCUGAUUCUUUUCUUGAGCGGAUGGUCAGGGAGCUGGAACAUAAUUACAAAUAAUUUGUGGACUACAAAUUGACUGCAAGAAGCCCAAACAGAUAUAAUAUUUGACUAAAACAUUGUCAUUUCAAAACUUGCUUGCAUUUGUAUACAAUCACAUAUAUCUCUCUAUUAUGCAUGGGAAUACUUUGGAAAUUAAAAUCACUUGGAACUAAUUUGCUGUUGUUCUUACGGUCCUUUAUGUCCAAUGUCUUUCUUUCUUUUUUUUUUACACAUUUUGGCCAAUUGGGGAACCCUGGCUAUCUUUCAACUGUAAUUUAGUUUACAUUUUUCUCCUGGUUUGAGAGACAUUGCUAUUAUUGCAUUUCUGGACUAUAUGGCAGAGAUUUUGACAAUUGUACUUUGGUCUCUAAAGUCAACAAUUGAUAAUAGUAAAUAUGACCAAUGACUAAAUUUGGUCCGCUGUAGCUCAAUUGGUAGAGCAUGGCGAUUGUAACGCCAGGGUAGUGGGUUCGAUCCCCGGGACCACCCAUACGUAAAAAUGUAUGCGCACAUGACUGUAAGUCGCAUUGGAUAAAAGCGUCUGCUAAAUGGCAUAUUAUUAUUAUGAUUGGUCAGUGGGAGUUGCACUCAUUUUAUUUGGCUCUGAUGCCUCCUAGUGGUCAUUGAGACACAUUGAGUUAGUUACAGCUUCUAUUCUCGUGAUUGAAUUUCAUUCACAAAGAACACCUAGCUACAGUUGUUGUGACUACAGUACUUCUUUACAAUUUUAUUAGAUCUUAAUAAUAAAUAUUAUGGUCAAAUUAGUUGUGUUUUUAGUGCCAUAUCUUUGUUUGCUUAUUCUGAAGUUUAAUUUAAUUUACAAUGCUUGGUAGAUACAAGUCUGAGGGAUAAGGUCAACAUAGUUGUGAUCCAAUGGGACAUGUACUGUGAUAUAGUCAUUGCAUUCUUAUGUUUUUCUUCAUAUUAAGGGUAAAUGUUCUAUAAGUAGUUCCUAUCUCUAAACUUGCAGCCUGUGAGUCACCAGAGGAGGGUGUCUGAGAGAGAGUCUGUGCUGCUGCAGCUUCCUGCUGUUUCUACCCACUCUGCACUCUGCUGCCUCUUUCAGCUCCUCCUCAAGCAUGUCCACUUCUUCCUGCACUGACCUGCUGCUUUUACUCCUCACGCUUUCUGUCUGUUAGAUGAACAUGUUCUAUUCUGUUUGUUUUCUUGCUGCAUGUUUACACCUUCCUGCGUGAGUUUUCAUAGACUUCUCUUUCAAUACACUUCAAUAUAAUCAAAUAAAAAAAGACUAUCUGCUAUUGAUUGAAUACCGGCCUUUGGUUAUAUCUGUUAUUUGUGACUGACUUGGCUUAGAUUCGAUUGUAUGUUUUCUGUGAGAGAGGAGUGAUCUUGAAUGAUCUAUCAUGACAGUAAGUACAGUGGCUUGCGAAAGUAUUCACCCCCCCCCUUGGCAUUUUUCCUAUUUUGUUGCCUUACAACCUGGAAUUAAAAUGGAUUUUUUGUGGGUUUGUUUCAUUUGAUUUACACAACAUGCCUACCACUUUGAAGAUGCAAAAUAUUUUUUAUUGUGAAACAAACAAGAAUUGAGACAAAAAAACAGAAAACCUGAGCGUGCAUAACUAAUCAACCCCCCCCCCCCAAAGUCAAUUUUGCAGCAAUUACAGCUGCAAGUCUCUUGGGGUAUGUCUCUAUAAGCUUGGCACAUCUAGCCACUGGGAUUUUUGCCCAUUCAGCUCCUUCAAGUUGGAUGGGUUCUGCUGGUGUACAGCUAUCUUUAAGUCAUUCCACAUAUUCUCAAUUGGAUUGAGGUCUCGGCUUUGACUAGGCCAUUCCAAGACAUUUCAAUGUUUCCCCUUAAACCACUCAAGUGUUGCUUUAGCAGUAUGCUUAGGGUCAUUGUCCUGCUGGAAGGUGAACCUCUGUCCCAGUCUCAAAUCUCUGGAAGACUGAAACAGGUUUCCCUCAAGAAUUUCCCUGUAUUUAGCGCCAUCCAUCAAUCCUUCAAUUCUGACCAGUUUCCCAGUCCCUGCCGAUGAAAAACAUCCCCACAGCAUGAUGCUGCCACCACCAUGCUUCACUGUGGGGAUGGUGUUCUCGGGGUGAUGAGAGGUGUUGGGUUUGCGCCAGACAUAGCGUUUUCCUUGAUGGCCAAAAAGCUCAGUUUUAGUCUCAUCUGACCAAAGUACCUUCUUCCAUAUGUUUGGGGAGUCUCCCACAUUCCUUUUGGCGAACACCAAACGUGUUUGCUUAUUUUUUUCUUUAAGCAAUAGCUUUUUUCUGCCCACUCUUCUGUAAAGCCCAGCUCUGUGGAGUGUAUGGCUUAAAGUGGCCCUAUGGACAGAUACUCCAAUCUCCACUGUGGAGUUUUGCAGCUCCUUCAGGGUUCUCUUUGGUCUCUUUGUUGCCUCUCUGAUUAAUACCCUCUUUGCCUGGUCCGUGAGUUUUGGUGGGCGGCCCUCUCUUGGCAGGUUUGUUGUGGUGCCAUAUUCUUUCAAUUUUUUAAAUAAUGUAUUUAAUGGUGCUCCGUGGGAUGUUCAACGUUUCUGAUAUUUGUUUAUAACCCAACCCUGAUCUGUACUUCUCCACAACUUUGUCCCUGACCUGUUUGGAGAGCUCCUUGGUCUUCAUGGUGCCGCUUGCUUGGUGGUGCCCCUUGCUUAGUGGUGUUGCAGACUCUGGGGCCUUUCAGAGCAGGUGUGUGUGAAUAUAUAUUGAGAUCAUGUGGUACUUUGAUUGCACACAGGUGGACUUUAUUUAACUAAUUAUGUGACUUCUGAAGGUAAUUGGUUGCACCAGAUCUUAUUUAGGGGCUUCAUAGCAAAGGGAGUGAAUACAUAUGCACGCACCACUUUUCCGUUAUUUAUUUUGUAUAAUUUUAUGAAACAAAUUAUUUUUUAAAUUUCACUUCACCAAUUUGGACUAUUUUGUGUGUGUCCAUUAAAUGAAAUCCAAAUAAAAAUCCAUUUAAAUUACAGGUUGUAAUGCAACAAAAUAGGAAAGACGCCAAGGGGGAUGAAUACUUUUGCAAGGCACUAUACAUUCUAAUCUGAUAAUUCAAUCUACAGCAUACACUCCCAGUCGUUCACCUACAGUAGUAUAUAGGUCCUAUACAGACAGUCCUGAGAGACUUAAUUCCAUCUAGGCAUAAUCCUCUUUUUCUUUUUCUGAAUCGUGUUUUUUUUUCAAACUGCUUUUUUGCUACUUGUUUCCAUUCUGUUCCUGUCUUCUGUAACAUAUUUCAUGUUGUUGUCAGACAUAAGUGAGUGUAUUUCAUAGAAACUUCAUUUGUAAGUUCAGUAUUUGAAUACCACACUAGCCAUUUCUCCCAGAUCGUAUGAAUUAAAAAGUGUCCUCAUAAAGAUUUGACUCCUCCAUGCUUGUAUUGCUCCAUUUUCCAUCUGCCCUCCCUCCCUCGCUGACUUCACAUAAUCAACUUCACAGAGAAAGAUCAGGCCCAGAUUCUGGAUGUCUCUCUCAGUACCCCUCCCUGUUCACUUUAGUUAGACAUCACAGGCUGCACAGUGAGGAGUCUCAGUUUUGUAUAACCAGCCUGCUGAAUAUUCCUUCUGCUCUCUAUUCCUCUGUGGCGGCCUUGAAGUGCAGAGUGGAGAACUAGAGGGGAAUAUGAGAUGCUAGAUGUCUUCAUUAAGCCCAAUUCACUUGUCUGAAAUAUCCCUAAGACACAAAUGUUAUGUUUGUUGUUGUGUGACUGUGAAAGUGAUGUUAUUAAUACUAAAUCAUCUUUCUAUCAGUUUUUAUAACAUGCUGCUUCGUUCUGAAGUAAAGGAGUACUCAUUUUCUUAUUUGCAGAAUUAACUUAUUCUCUAAAUGAGUCUCUUUUAAAUUGAAAGUCUGUUGACAUCAUGGCUAGAGACAACAUUCUCCUCCCCAUCACAACACUGUUACUCAUCAUCACACUGCAGUUCUACUGCAGUUCUUCAUCCCAACUUAGAUGAGACAUUGCUGAUUUUGUUACCUCAAUUUGUUACCUCUGUCAUCUUCUCCAUCCUGUUGUGCUGCAGGUGGUCAACUUCCUAAUACACUGGAAGAGAUCGUGGAGCAGGAGGAGACAACUGCCUCCGUGGUCCUAGACUCUAUGAGUGAUGUCCAGGAGGAUGACAGCAGCCUCAACCUGUCAACAGUAGACAUCUCCGUGGACUCUGAGAGAACAGAGGCCCUCUCUCCACCCCUGGAGGCCCCCGACACCCCGUACGCUGAGACUGAGACCUCUUCACCGCCCGAGAGCGAGGGCCCAGCAGGGGAAGAUCAGGCUUGUGAUCUGUCCUCAGAUGGCAAGUACGAAUUCUAGCAGAGAGUCCUACACUUUCCAAAAGGGUUCUUCUGCUGUCCCCAUAGGAUAACCCUUUUUGGUUCCAGGUAGAACCCUUUUGGUUCCAGGUAGAACCUUUUUGGGUUCUAUGUAGAGUUCUACCUGGAACCAAAAAGUGUUCUUCAAAAGGUUAUAUGGGGACAGCCGAAGAACCCUUUUAGGUUCUAGAUAUCACCUUUUUUUCUAAGAGUGUACAGUAUGAAUGAAGUAGUGCCUCUUUGACUUGGGUUUUUGCAUUGCUUUUCAUAACUCCUGUUUUUGACAGACUAGUGCACAGUAUGGUGAACAACACUGAGUGUACGGAGCCCAUGCUGAUUGCUGCAGAUGGUAGGUUUGCAAGUAGCGAUUAAUUCAAAUAUACUGAACAUAAAUAUAAAUGCAAUGUGCAACAAUUUCAAAGAUUUUACUGAGAUACAGUUCAUAUAAGGAAAUCAGUCAAUUUAAAUAAGUUCAUUAGGCCCUAAUCUAUGGAUUUCACAUGACAGGGCAGGGGUGCAGCCAUGGGUGGGCCUGGGAGCGCAUAGGCCCACCCACUGGGGAGCCAGGCCCAGCCAAUCAGCCCCCCCCCCCCCCCAUGACGUACUGCCAAAUUCUCUAAAACCAUAUUGGUGGUAGCUUAUGGUAGAGAAAUGAACAUUCAAUUAUCUGGCAACAGCUCUGGUGGACAUUCCUGCAGUCAGCAUGACAAUUGCAUGUUCCCUCAAAACUUGAAGCAUCUGUGGCAUUGUGUUGUGUGACAAACUGCACAUUUUAGAGUGGCCUUUUAUUGUCCCCAGCACAAGGUGCACCUGUGUAAUUAUCAUGCUGUUUAAUCAGCUUCUUGAUAUGCCACACCUGUCAGGUGGAUGGAUUAUCUUGGCAAAGGAGAAAUGCUCACUAAUAGGGAUGUAAACAAAUUUAUGCACAACAUUUGAGAGAAAUAAGCUUUUUGUGCGUAUGGAACAUUUCGGGGAUUCUUUUCUUUCAGCUCAUGAAACAUGGGACCAACACUUUACAUGUUGCGUUUAUAUUUUUGUUCAAUGUACAUCAAGUUCCUAAUGCGUUAACUAUGGAUGCAAUGCUAUAGCUUUAGUAGCAAUGUUGGCAAGAUUGUCUACUUUGUACUAAAUCAUAUAUGUUUUUUAUGAUCUCCAGAAAGCCCUCCAUGCCAAGCUGAGGAAAUAAGUGGUCAGACAGACUUGCCAUGUAAAGAUUACACAACACAAGAUGGGGUCAAAGGUGAAUGUAGUACUGAGAGCUCUCCUACUAUCAGCCCACCCGCAGCCAAGCCUGUGAAACAGAGCACAGGAACACAGGCCUCAGAUCAGCUGGACACUGACCCCUCCUAUAAUGAACGGCCAGUGGCCACAAGCACCCCCUGUCCCCCUGCUGAGGAUGCCCAGGUCCAGACCGAUCUCACACCACCAUGUCCUGUGUCACCACCCCAACAACAGGAAGUGCCUCCCCCUGCUAAAGCCUCUACCUCUGGAGCGGUGGGGCUGAAGAAGGACAUGGCCACAUCCACAGAGGAGCUGCUGAUCCCUGCUGACCCCAUCACACCUGCCUUAUCUCCUGCCUCAGCAGUCCCUCAGUGCCAAACGUCCGCUCAAAGUGCCCCGGCCCCUCUGAAGCCAUCCAAUGAGCUGACCAGGGACUACAUCCCCAAGGUGGGGAUGACUACGUACACUAUCAUGCCUCACAAGUGUUUGGAGAAACGGAGAUACUUUGAGGUGGAGCUGAUGUUGGAAUCCCCCGACGUGGCUCUCGAGAAGGAAGUAGGUUCACUUGAACUCAAAGACUGCACUACACAGGCUGAGCAGUUAAAGGUCACAGCAGAACAGACAGAGCUGCAGUCAAUUGUACCUAAGGAAAACUCUCAAUCUCAGCAAGUCGGCAGCACUACUACUACUACUACUACUACUACUACUACUACUACUAGUAGUAGUAAGAGCACUGUAAAUGGCAAUGUGGUUGGGCCUAUUCACUCCCCCUCAACACCAACAACGAUACUUCCUGCAGGAGAUGACAAGAUUCCAUCCCCCUCUAGUGGGGGAGACAAAGCAGGCUCAAUAGCAGAGGUCAAGGAGAUGAAAAUUCCACCCGUAACUAAACCCAAGCCUGGCUCUUUCCGCUUGCCACAGCACAAAAGAACACCUGGGUAUUAUGUAACCUCGGCGGCAGUGAAAAGUUUGAGUGCCAAUCCUGGCGCUGGCCAGAGGGAGGCUCCAGGCAGUCUAGUGGCAGCAGUAGCAGCAGCGCAGGCCCUGCAGCCAGUGGAGGAGGGCAGCUUCCCCCCUCCUCCUCCUCCGGUUCAGUGGGACGAGGAGACAUCAGAGGGCGCUGAUGUAGUUGACGUGGAGCCGAGUGUGCCAUCUCCACGGCCCAGUCCCGCCAGGGCGCCCCCAUCCCCAGUGCUGAACCUGGAGAAACGGAGGAGUUUUGCUGCUCCCAAACCCUACUCUCCUACGACCCUGUCCCGUUUUGCCCAGGCUGUAACCUCAGCGGUCAAAAGGUCCCAGUCCUUAUCCACUGGCUCCACCUCACCCUCUCCUCGCUCGCCACCAUUCUACCCAAUCACAAGCCGCUUUUUAGUCAAUGAUCCUAAAGGACCAUGUAGGGCUAUGGUGAGUUGUUGCAGAUGUUUUUUGUUAUGUGCUUUCUCUAUAUGAGACUCUGUAUUUUCUAUAUUAGAACAUACAGUAGGAAUCUGGACAUUUAUAUUCACAGUUCUCUACACUCUGAAAUUACAUUAAACCCAAAGAGUUGCUUUUUCCUUCAAAUGUGAUGCUUAAAUUAUAAUUUAUUUGAUACUUGUAUUAAAGUUCAAAGCAUAUGCCUACUUAAAAAAAUUAUUUGCAGUAGAAUCUCAUUGUUUCUAGUAUAUUUAAAAGUGAUGCAUGUUUCACCGUCAGUGCUAUCUCUUUAACCAUUAGACUACCCUCAGAUGAACUCUCCAGUCUGCUGUUUUCCCAUGUCCUUUAGGGUCAGCUUUGAGACUGUUGAAUAACACAGGAAAUGGGAGAUGUACUCCUCUCUGAGAAUGUACAGUUGAAGUCGGAAGUUUACAUACACUUAGGUUGGAGUCAUUAAAACUCAUUUUUCAACCACUCCACAAAUUUCUUGUUAACAAACUAUAGUUUUGGCAAGUCGGUUAGGACAUCUACUUUGUGCAUGACACAAGUAAUUUUUCCAACAAUUGUUUACAGACAGAUAAUUUCACUUAUAAUUCACUGUAUCACAAUUCCAGUGGGUCAGAAGUUCACAUACACUAAGUUGACUGUGCCUUUAAACAAUUCCACAAAAUGAUGUCAUGGCUUUAGAAGCUUCUGAUAGGCUAAUUGACAUAAUUUGAGUCAAUUGGAGGUGUAUUUCAAGGCCUACCUUCAAACUCAGUGCCUCUUUGCUUGACAUCAUGGGAAAAUCAAAUGAAAUCAGCCAAGACCUCAAAAAAAACAAAUGUAGACCUCUUCAAGUCUGGUUCAUCCUUGGGAGCAAUUUCCAAACGCCUGAAGGUACCACGUUCACCUGUACAAACAAUAGUAUGCAAGUAUAAACACCAUGAGACCACACAGCCGUCAUACCACUCCUAGAGAUGAACGUACUUUGGUGCGAAAAGUGCAAAUCAAUCCCAGAACAACAGCAAAGGACCUUGUGAAGAUGCUGGAGGAAACAGGUACAAAAGUAUCUAUAUCCACAGUAAAACAAGUCCUAUAUCGACAUAACCUUAAAGGCCGCUCAGCAAGGAAGAAGCCACUGCUCCAAAACCACCAUAAAAAAGCCAGACUACGGUUUGCAACUGCACAUGGGGACAAAAAUCGUACUUUUUGGAGAAAUGUCCUCUGGUCUGAUGAAACAAAAAAAGAACUGUUUGGCCAUAAUGACCAUUGUUAUGUUUGGAGGAAAAAGGGGGCCCUUGCAAGCCGAAGAACACCAUCCCAAUCGUGAAGCACGAGGGUGGCAGCAUCAUGCUGUGGGGGUGCUUUGCUGCAGGAGGGACUGGUGCACUUCACAAAAUAGAUGGCAUCAUGAGGAAGGAAAAUUAUGUGGAUAUAUUGAAGCAACAUCUCAAGACAUCAGUCAGGAGGUUAUAGCUUGGUCGCAAAUGGGUCUUCCAAAUGGACAAUGACCCCAAGCAUACUUCCAAAGUUGUGGCAAAAUGGCUUAAGGACAACAAAGUCAAGGUAUUGGAGUGGCCAUCACAAAGCCCUGACCUCAAUCCUAUAGAAAAGUUGUGGGCAGAACUGAAAAAGCGUUUGUGAGCAAGGAGGCCUACAAAACUGACUCAGUUACAGUGAGGGAAAAAAAGUAUUUGAUCCCCUGCUGAUUUUGUACGUUUGCCCACUGACAAAGACAUGAUCAGUCUAUAAUUGUAAUGGUAGGUUUAUUUGAACAGUGAGAGACAGAAUAACAACAAAAAAAUCCUAAAAAAUGCAUGUCAAAAAUGUUUUAUAAAUUGAUUAGCAUUUUAAUGAGGGAAAUAAGUAUUUGACCCCUCUGCAAAACAUGAUUUAGUACUUGGUGGCAAAACCCUUGUUGGCAAUCACAGAGGUCAGACGUUUCUUGUAGUUGGCCACCAGGUUUGCACACAUCUCAGGAGGGAUCCUGUUCCACUCCUCUUUGCAGAUCUUCUCCAAGUCAUUACGAUUUUGAGCCUGACGUUUGGCAACUCGAACCUUCAGCUCCCUCCACAGAUUUUCUAUGGGAUUAAGGUCUGGAGACUGGCUAGGCCACUCCAGGACCUUAAUGUGCUUCUUCUUGAGCCACUCCUUUGUUGCCUUGGCCGUGUGUUUUGGGUCAUUGUCAUGCUGGAAUACCCAUCCACAACCCAUUUUCAAUGCCCUGGCUGAGGGAAGGAGGUUCUCACCCAAGAUUCUAUGGUACAUGGCCCCGUCCAUCGUCCCUUUGAUGCGGUGAAGUUGUCCUAUCCCCUUAGCAGAAAAACACCCCCAAAGCAUAAUGUUUCCACCUCCAUGUUUGACGGUGGGGAUGGUGUUCUUGGGGUUCUUUCCUCCUCCUCCAAACAAGGCGAGUUGAGUUGAUGCCAAAGAGCUCGAUUUUGGUCUGAUCUGACCACAAUACUUUCACCCAGUUCUCCUCUGAAUCAUUCAGAUGUUCAUUGGCAAACUUCAGACGGGCCUGUAUAUGUGCUUUGCUUUCUUAAGCAGGGGGACCUUGCGAGCGCUGCAGGAUUUCAGUCCUUCACGGCGUAGUGUGUUACCAAUUGUUUUCUUGGUGACUAUGGUCCCAGCUGCCUUGAGAUCAUUGACAAGAUCCUCCCGUGUAGUUCUGGGCUGAUUCCUCACCGUUCUCAUGAUCAUUGCAACUCCAUGAGGUGAGAUCUUGCAUGGAGCCCCAGGCCGAGGGAGAUUGACAGUUAUUUUGUGUUUCUUCCAUUUGCGAAUAAUCGCACCAACUGUUGUCACCUUCUCACCAAGCUGCUUUUCGAUGGUCUUGUAGCCCAUUACAGCCUUGUGUAGGUCUACAAUCUUGUCCCUGACAUCCUUGGAGAGCUCUUUGGUCUUGGCCAUGGUGGAGAGUUUGGAAUCUGAUUGAUUGAUUUGCUUCUGUGGACAGGUGUCUUUCAUACAGGUAACAAACUGAGAUUAGGAGCACUCCCUUUAAGAGUGUGCUCCUAAUCUCAGCUCGUUACCUGUAUAAAAGACACCUGGGAGCCAGAAAUCUUUCUGAUUGAGAGGGGGUCAAAUACUUAUUUCCCUCUUUAAAAUGCAAAUCAAUUUAUAACAUUUAUGACAUGCGUUUUUCGGGAUUUUUUUGUUGUUAUUCUGUCUCUCACUGUUCAAAUAAACAUACCAUUAAAAUUAUAGACUGAUAAUUUAUUUGUUAGUGGGCAAACGUACAAAAUCAGCAGGGGAUCAAAUACUUUUUUCCCUCAGUGUACACCAGCUCUGUCAGGAGGAAUGGGCCAAAAUUCACCCAACUUAUUGUGGGAAGCUUGUGGAAGGCUACCCGAAACAAUUUAAAGGCAAUGCUACCAAAUACUAAUUGAGUGUAUGUAAACUUCUGACCCACUGGGAAUGUAAUGAAAGAAAUAAAAGCUGAAAUAAAUAAUUCUCUCUACUAUUAUUCUGACAUUUCACAUUCUUAAAAUAAAGUGCUGAUCCUAACUGACCUAAGACAGGACUUUUUACUAGGAUUAAAUGUCAGGAAUUGUGAAAAAUGUAGUUUAAAUGUAUUUGGCGAAAGUGUAUGUAAACUUCCGACUUCAACUGUAUAUACAAUUUUCUCACAAUGGUAAUGGAACAGUCAACAAUAAACUUUUGUUCCGAGUGUGUGGUUUGUGGCCUGGUAAACAAUCCUAGCUGCUUAUCCCACCUCUUAGACACCUUGACCUGUGACACCGUCCCCUCCCUGAGAGACUGGGCCGGUGUGCCUGCGUGUCAUUGAUGUGCUGGUCCCUGUGAUCCAGUGGGGAACACUUUUUAUCUCCUUGUUAAUAGCCUGAGCACACGUGUUUUACCAUAGUUAUUCCUAAAGGACUCUCUGUAGUAGGCCUACAUUCGUGUUGUACAGGUAGUUGGCGUAUAUAAAGCAGGUACAACAGUGUCUUCUUUCCAGUUUCCUCAAAGUGUUGAAUGGCACUCUCAGUCCUGUGUCUUGAAUGAUGGUGUGCAUUGUGUCUUCUCUGCUGAGCACAGGGAAGUGACAAUGGAGAGGGGGAGGAGAACAAAGGCUUGGAGCUCCAGGGAGGGGGGGACCUGAGCGGUGGCCCAGUCAGUGACAACAUGACUGUUCAGAUGGCAGGCCAGAGUGACCCUGAGCAGCGCCUCAGUGUGUGUGGAGAGGAGCUGAGCAGUAACGGAUCAACAGAGACAUCUACAGUAAGCACUAGACUAUACAAUAACAUGGUGUUACAACAUGAUGUUAAGUGGGGCUGCGACAGUGUUACAUUCACGUACUCUGAGUGUCUAUAUAAUGUAUGUAUAAUUGCAUUGUUAAGUUUCAAGUUCCCUCUUUUGUCUUUUUAGGAGCCUGAUGGCCUGUCCUGGAGUCUGUUCGAGCAUGAGCCCAGGAAAGAGGAAUAGAAACUUUAUUUGAUAGUCUUACGACCUCUGUUGCUAGUUUUAACAACAACCUACAAACUGUAGAAGAGACUACUUUUCUGUUUUGUUACGACAGAAAUUACUGUAAGUAGAUGUUCUCCACAUAUCAUUUGGAUGUUAUGAAAUAAUUGUAUAUGUAUUAUUAUUCACGAUUUGUAUUUCAAAUUUGAUGCAUAUUGUACUUUUCACAUCAUAUUUUGUCCAAAAAAAUUAUAUUAUUAGUUUCAAUAUUGAGUUGUAAUUGUCAUCGAGAAAAUACAGUAGCCUAUUUAGUACUGUAUAUAAUUUUGAAGAGGUCAAUUUGACUGACCUGAAAGUGGUACAUAUAAAUCCCUCAGUCCAUUUUGUAUUUUGUGUUACUCAUUUGAUUUUGAUAAAGCUGUGCCCAGACAUACACUGGUAUGUAGAGUAUUUCUCUGAACAUAUAAUGCUGUUAUGAAUAAAGGUUACUGUUUCCUACAUUCACAGUAUAUUAAAGUAUUAUAUUGACAAUCCAAGAGUGUUUCUCACUGAACAUUUUGAAUAUAAUGUAAUGACCCGGGCUGGUUCAUAAAGGAAAAGGAGACGGACACCAGGUGUGCAGGGCAGAACACAGGUUUAUUCCUAAACUGGGCUAUUGUUCAGGCCACAGCCCACGCCGCUAAAUUCCGAACGUACACAAAUACACAAUGUAAAGUUAAGUGGCAGACUCAUAGGAGCAGAUCAAGAUCCCGAAUCGAAAAGGGAGAGCGAGAUGAAACAGUAGCCCCUAUUUAUGCAUUUCAAAACUCUGCGGGAUUACCCAUCAUACCCCCCAACCUUUCCGUCUGUCCUGGCAUAUUUAACCCCUGCUAGCACCCAUGAACACAGAACACAAUACCGGGUCGUUCCAAUAAAUUAAACACUGAAUUGCAACACAAUCAGAUACAGUAGACAAUGUUAUUAGCAGUAAAAAUGUCCAGUAAUUGAAAUGCAGUUCAUAACAUACAACUCACAAUCCCAUCACAAUUAAACAGGACAAAACAACAUAUAACGUAACAUAUAUCAUACUAAAUGGAGUGAAGCAAAGAAACGUUCCAGAUUAUACGAAUUGCCUUGCAGGCCAGGUUGCACAAAAAGUAAGCAAGUGUAACUUGAUACUUCUCUACAAGCUUGAAACCUUUUCAGGCAGGAUCUCAGAGUCCUAUUUCAGGUAAAAUGUGAGGGUUGUGUAUGACGUAAUGCAUGAGUAAAUAUAAACACCUGUCUAGGGAGAGCGCGUGGACUAGAUGAGCACACCACACACACCUAAAGGACAGCGAUGAAGACGAGCGAGGAAGCAAUAUGCAGUAACGGUACCAUUUCAGUGAGCAGCAGGUAGGAUAUGUUACAAUAAACCAUUUUUAGGGAACACUUCCGUACGCUAAUUGUAGGAUUUGGACAGAUAAAGACUAUAGCUAGCCUACUGUGUAAAUAUGUUCAUGUCGAGAUGGUUACUUUGUGUCCUCGACCUAUACAUAGCGUUUUUUUGGCCUUAUGGAAUGUCCUUCUAUUAUGUUGACUGAAUCUUCAGACAGUCGAUAUCUGUGCCAGCAAAGGUAAAACACGUGCAGCCUACCUGUCUUGUCUAUGUCGUUGAGGUUGAAGUGAAAUAAUGUAGCCGACCCUGUUGCAUCUUCAAAUGUGAAUUGGAAAGUUAUGCAAAACGAUAACUAAAGCAUGUAGGUCUGUAACCCUCCAGUAUACAUUCAUAAUUCAACAUAUUUCCCUUUGUAACCCUUUUCAUCUAAUUUUGUUUAGUUUACUUUGUGGCAUUAUGGACAUAACAAAUAGGCUACUAUAGCUCUUUAUUUCACACUGACGUCUGUAAAAUGUCAGUAGGCCUACUGUUCUGUAAAAUGCGUAGAAAAACCGUUACUUCAACACUUCUGCUACUGCCAUCUGGCGUCAGUCGUGGGAAGUGACUGAGUCAUGGCUUGACAUUGAAAUCCAUAUUGGCUACCGCACGUCAGCGUUUUUAGUCAUGAAUCUUGUUCUGGAGGCAGCUAUGCAAAGUGGUCUAGCUGGCACAGACACGAAGUCAUAAAAUCAGAUUUUAAACCUAACCAUAACCUCAACCACAUUGCUAACCCUAAUGCCUAACCCUAACCUUAAAUGAUGACAAAAAAGCUACAUUUUGUUUUCAUACUUUUUUCCAAUAUAGCCAAUUUUGAAAGUUUGAAAGAAGCAUGAUAAACGUGGUGCAUAGCCAGUAGGAAUUAAAUCAUUUGGAGAUAAAAAAAUAAUUUUGCUUCCAAAACCAGAGUAGGUUAGAAAUUCAUUGCUGGUUAUUGCCUCAUGUAAAAUUCAGCAAGAAAGGGUGUGUAUUUUUAGUAGUUGAUAAGGAGACCUCUAAAAUAUCCCACUUAUCUCCUCCUGCAAUACACUCAGAGGCUAAAACCUCUUUAGUCCUAGAGCUUUUAGUACAUACUCUGGGAGCAGGCUAUGCUGUACAGAUGUAGCUCCUUUUGUCUACACGGUUCAAUCAUUUUCUCCUAGAGUUGUGAAGUGUGUUUGCUCGUCGGGUGCAUGCUAAUGUUACAUUAUGCGAUAUCUCUAUCUUUUGUAUGCCUGAGUUCAUGCAGUGUAAUAUGAGGGCAUGUGAACCUGGUAUUAACUGAGAACUUUACAGAUGCUAGUUUGCUUAACUGAUGGAUUUUGUAAAAUAAAAUAAUACUAAUUUAACAGAAACUAUCGCUAAAUAUACUGUUUAUGUAUCAUUACUUUAACAGACAGUAUUUGUACUUUUUGAAGAAAACACCAUUGACAUGCUAUUCAAGUAAAUUCUACAUGGAUUAUAAAAGUAGGAUUACUGUUUAAAGAAAGAAUAGUCUACAUUGGUUAGAAUUUAUUUUGCCUCAUUUGGCAAAUCUGUUAUCAAUGUUCGUCAGUAAAUCUGGGAUCACAGAAGCUAGCAGCCUUUUUCAUGCUUUGAGAAGGGAUUUGUAAAGCAAUUAAAUUGCUUAUACACAUUAGGCCUAUUAGCUGCUAGACUUAGGAAUAUAUCAUUAUCAGUUAUUAUUGUGUAUUCUUCACUUUUAAGUUUCACUUUUUCAGGUAAUAAUAAUCAUAUACUAAGAAAAUACUUUCAGGCCUUUCAUCUACUAAUUUGGAUGUAUUUUCAGAAUUUCCCUGCGAAACUAUAUCUGGGAAAAAUUAAAUGUAACUGACUUAUUCAGUAAUAAUGGUCAACAUUGACAAAUCACCAAUGAGAUCUAACGGAUCACAGAGGUCCAGUAUUUAGAUUAUACCCAGGAGGCAUGACAAUACUCAUGACAUCAUUGGUACUGAAUGUCUUCUGACAGAUUAAUUUUUUCAUUCUUCAUCUGCCAUGACUUGGGACAGAAUUCAACAGAGGUAGACACAAGUGGUGGAAAAUCCAUCAAAAGUCUUCGUUAUAAAUAAUAAUACAUUGAAUUUAUGAAGCGUGUUUCGUUUAAAAACAAUCUCAAAGUGCUACAGUGAGUGGUGGUAUGUGAUAUGUAAAUUGCAGACAAUAAUGUGUAGAGAUUCUGAUGAUCUCUCUGCCCCCUCUCUCUCUCACUCUCUCUCGCUCCCUCCCCCUCUCUCUCUUUGUGUCCCCCAUCCCACCCUUCCUCCCCAGUAGUUACUUUACUUUAAUGCGGCCUACCUAGACAUGACUGAUUUGGAAGUAGGUAACAUUAUAUCACAUAAUAUGAUAUUAUAUUUCACAUGAAAUGAGACCUAACUGUAAUCUGCCUGUUGGACCUAGCAUUGGAUUCUUCUGCUUUUAGCUUCGGCACUUCUUGAGUUGGAGCAAAACAACCAAGUUACAUAAAACUGUUUUGUCACAGGGUUUUGUCUAUUGUUAAUCCAGCAGCAUGAGGUGUUUUGGCUGCUCAGUCAUGCACAUAAUGGCUCAUACAACAGUUCUCUCCAAUCAACUAAAUUGUCUUGGUUUUUGUGAAUCAGAGCAUUUUGUUCAAACCAGGACUCCAAGAAAUGAUAGAUUGCAGUAUUAUAGCUUUCCUCUUAUCUGCGUCAACAGAAGAUGAAGCAAUAGAAAAGAAAGCCAGUUUGCUAUUUCCAUUCUGUGAUGUCCGCCAUUAGAGCAGCUGAUGUAGUAAGUUGUGCUGUAAAGGUCAAAUGAGUGAGUUGGUGUGUGACGUGUGCUGUGUUUCUAAUGCGCAAUUAUGUUUCUACGUGACCGUCUAAGAAUAACUGUUUCUGCACUUUCCAUAAGCGCAGAGCCCCUUGCAUGUGUGGCUGGAAAUAGAUGUGGGGAGUAUGCUGCUCUGAAGACAAAUAAUUUAUGAUGAUGAUGAGGAUAAUGUUUUCUCAAUUACUUCAUAUCCUAGCUAUAACAUUGUCUAGGGGCUAGAUCAUAUAUUGAUGUCAGUCACACUGUAUGAACCCAGACCUGUUCCUGUUUUUUCAGCUACAACAAUAACCACACAACCUUGACGAAAGACACCUAAGCUUUGUUUGUCUUUGCGAGCGUGUGUCAUAAGUUCUCUUUUCCUUACGAAACCAGCUGUGACACUGUAAACACCAUGUUGCUGUACCUGCCCAACUCAUCUCCGUAGGAGCAGCUAACCCACUGUCACAUGGGUUGGAGCUCACCUGUACUCCCCAUGACACUCAUGAACGUCAGGUGAGGUGAGUGGGACUAGGAUAUUCAGUAAGAACAAUGAAAUAGGAAAUUAGUAGCAUAUACUACAGGUUUGUGAUGACAGUACAUAACAGUGUUGAGCUAGCUAUGCUAAACUCCUUAGCUCCAAAUACAUAAUAAUAUGCCAUUUAGCAGACGCUUUUAUCCAAAGCGACUUACAGUCAUGCGUGCAUACAUUUUUGUGUAUGGGUGGUCCCGGGGAUCGAACCCACUACCUUGGCGUUACAAGCGCUGUGCUCUACCAGCUGAGCUACAGAGGACCACAAGGACUACAUACUGAUGAGACUAAACUGUAAUUCUUAACCUGGGAUGUAGGCUAGACAAGGCAGACUGUUCCAACAAGGUCAGUCCAGUGCUGUGGACUGUCUUCGUGUUGGAUCGAGAACUGAGAGGGGAUCACUUUCAGUGGGGCUGCUGAAGGCAUGAGAAUGCAAUAUGACCUCUGGGAGACAGAGCACUAAUGGCUUUGUUUCAGUGCAUGUAUGUGCAAUGAGAGGAACGACUUAGGUCAUAGUUAAGGAAUGAAACGGGUGCCACAGCUGAUUGGCCUGUUCGCUUUACAUUAACUCAUAAGUGCUCAACAUCUCUUACUCAACCAUUACUCCUCAUACAUAAUGCACACAGAGAGAAUUUACCUAGGAUUUCACCAGCUAUUGUCUUGUUUUGGGACUGACUCAUGGUGGCAAGACUGGGAGAGGUGGCACUGACUACUAAAAUAGCAUUGUCUCUCAUCUUCUACUAAUGUAAUUAGAAAGCAUUUGCAUUGACUGAUAGAAGAAGAAUGUGUUUCAGACCAGGGUUAUUUCUGGACAGCUCAUGCUGCUCGGCCUAAGUGUCCUUGUCUCAGACUUUGCCACUGAAGGACCCCAGUUCGAUUGUUUGACUAGUCUCUCUCUUACUCUGUCGUUCUGUCUUUCUUUCUCUCUCUGUAUGUGUCAUAUCUCUCUCUCUCUCUCUCUCUCUCUCUCUCUCUCUCUCUCUCUCUCUCUCUCUCUCUCUCUCUCUCUCUCUCUCUCUCUCUGUCUCUCUCUCUUGCACACACACACAUAUACACUACGCUAAAUCACUAUAGUGCUGCUUAAUGCAUCGGUUGAAUAAGCAUGGGACUAUUCACAUUCACCUUUACAGAGACUUUAGCAGUAGCAUGUCACUUCUGUCUUUUAUUUGAUGGUUUCCUGUUUUGUUUGUGUCAUGCUUUGUCAGUGGUGCUCUCCAGAGAGGGGGCCUUUCAUAUGAUGGUGUGUCUAAGUGAAAAUGUAACCCAAGCCAGGUGGAGCUGUGUUUUUGUGACAGUGCUGUUAGCUCAGGCUCCUUUACACUGGGAGUGCAUUACUGGAGGCACACAGCUCCCGUUCAUACAGAGCUGUCUGAUUUCCAUUUAAUUGCUAGCGGCUGCUUAAACAACUGAGGCUGUGUCCCAAAUGGUACCCUAGUUCUUUUAUAGUGCACUAAUUUUUACCAGGGGCCAUAGGGCUCUGGUCAAAAGUAGUGCACUAUAUAGGAAAUAGGGUGCCAUUUGGAAUGCUGCCUGAGACACAGAAGCCUCUUCAGUGUGAGACUGAAGCCAUGUUCUGGGAAUAGAUGCUCAGUGUCCUUCUCAAGUAAACCCUUUAGAGCCUGUUUUGUUGUACACCGUGAAAAGACACAAUGAUGAUCAAAUCAAAUCAAAUGUUAUUUGUCACAUGCGCCGAAUACAACAGGUGUAGGUAGACCUUACAGUGAAAUGCUUACUUACAAGCCCUUAACCAACAAUGCAGUUUUAAGGAAAAUAAGUGUUAAGAAAGUAUUUACUAAAAUAAACUGAAGUAGGAAAUAGAUGUGACUAAACAUAGAUCGUACCAUUUUCACUAUUUUCAGAGUUUUAUCUGAUGGCUCUCGCGUUGACUUAAGAAUCCAAUAAUUGAGUAAUAAGAAUAAUAAUAAAUAAUAAUAUGCCAUUUAGCAGACGCUUUUAUCCAAAGAGACUUACAGUCGUGCGUGCAUACAUUUUUUUUUGUGUAUAGGUGGUCCCGGGGAUCGAACCCACUACCUUGGCGUUACAAGCGCCGUGCUCUACCAGCUGAGCUACAGAGGACCACAAGAACUCAGAACAUACUCCAUAUUUACUCAGAACAAGUGAUAUUCAGGUAGAGUGGGACUUUUAAUGGCAUUUGCCAUUUACAUUUUUUUGCGAUUUAAGUAGCUCUUUGAAAAGUUGCUCCUGUACAGAUAAAGGCCACUUUUCCGAUUUGAAGCACAUAACAUUAAUUAUCACCCACAACAGCCAUUAACAAAUUAAUUUUCAAUGUCUACUUCUAAUAAAGUAGAAAUAGUCAUCAUUGGAGUUGGGCAAUUCCACGGAAGCAGAAUGGAUGCCAAACAAAAAGAUGUCUGCAGAAAGAAUGGGGUAUCAAGCUAUGAUAUUACACAUUGAAUUUGAAAAAGAUAUUUUGAUUAUUGAACUACAGUAAGUGAAGUGGAUUAACACCCGAUAACAGAAUGACAUAAUUUGUCCUUGAUCUGUAUUAUACAGAAAUGCAUACUAAUGAAUGGUUUACCUGAAUAGGUAAACAAAGGUAAAAAAAUGUAAUAUCAUCAUUCGCAUGAUUCUGUAUUAUUAUUCUAAUGAGCUCCGCCCCCAAACAAGAAAUCCGGACCAAAUCUGUACCAAUCAUAGAAAUCUAUGUUUCAUAAGUUUGGACAUCACAGUACAGCACAGUAGGGCACAUCACAGUAGAGUACAGUAAAGUGCAGUACAAUACAGUAAAUUAUACUUUACUCUAUGUGCUCUACUAUACUGUACUAAACUCUACUGUACAGUACUGUAUUGUACUGACCUCUACUUUUCUUUACUGUACCGUACUGUGCUGUCUAAACUUGUGAAACAGACGUCUAUGAUUGGUUCAGAUUUGGACUGACCAAAUUUCAACUACUUUUUAACGUCCAUGGACGUCCAGUGUCGCAGUGCUCAGUGGGUGAGAGGGCUGGUUACAGUAAAUGGAAAGAGAGGGGUCUCAUGGGUAGGUGUCAGUAAGAGCCAGGAGAGGUGACAUUAACUGGAGGGUGAGAGAAGAUAGACAGGGAGAGAGAGAGGGAGGGGUUGUCCAGACUGUUUUUACACUCUUGCUUUGACCACCACGUGACAGAAAGAGAAAAAACAUUAAGCUGAACAUAACAGAAUACCAGUGGAAGGGAGGACCUUAGCAGGUUACCCAACUGUGGUUUGUGACUACUAUGAAUUCCCAUUGUAGCCAAUUCCGUUGCAGUCAUUCUGUUACAGAUCAUUUGGUCAUUCUGUUACCGAUUUGGUAACAGAAUUACACGUUUUAAUAACUUAAUAAUCAUACACCAAAUUGUUAUCAUUAAAAAAACUAACUAAUUGGUAGGUCUACCUUUACUUGUUACUUCUGUGGAAUUUCAUUAUCCUCCCUCAUGAGGGAGAGAAAUGUGAAAAUAUAUUAAAGAUAUGUGGGUUUUUGGUAACAGAAUGACAAGACACUAGGCAAUAUUUCUUAAACUUACAGAAGGCAAAUCAUUUCUGCAAAACUAAAUAUACAUUUUGAUAUUAGUUGGCAGGGGACUUUACUUAAACAUUAUUGUGUUUUGAUGUAUUUACAGUGCAUUCGGAAGGUAUUCAGACCCCUUGACUUUUCCACAUUUUGUUACGUUACAGCCUUAUUUUAAAAUUGAUGAAAUUCUUUUUAUCCCUCAUCAAUCUACACACAAUACCCCAUAAUGACAAAGCGAAAAGAGGUUUUUAGAAAUAUUUGCGAAUCCCCCCCCCCCAAAAAAAAAAUUAAAGUGGAUAAAAUGUACAUAAAUAUUCAGACCCUUUGCUAUGAGACUCGAAAUUGAGCUCAGGUGCAUCCUGUUUCCAUUGAUCAUCCUAUCCUUGAGAUGUUUCUGCAAAUUGAUUGGAAUCCAGCUGUGGUAAAUUCAAUUGAUUGGACAUGAUUUGGAAAGGCACACACCUGUCUAUAUAAGGUUCCACAGUUGAGGUCGAGCCAUGAGGUCGAAGGAAUUGUCCGUAGAGCUCCGAGACAGGAUUGUGUCAAGGCACAGAUCUGGGGAAGGGUACCAAAACAUUUCUGCAGCAUUGAAGGUCCCGAAGAACACAGUGGCCUCCAUCAUUCUUCAAUGGAAGAAGUUUGGAACCACCAAGACUCUUCCUAGAGCUGGCCGCCCGGCCAAACUGAGCAAUCGGGGAAGAAGGGCCUUGGUCAGGGAGGUGACCAAGAACCCGAUGGUCACUCUGACAGAGCUCCAGAGUUCCUCUAUGGAGAUGGGAGAACCUUCUAGAAGGACAACCAUCUCUGCAGCACUCCACCAAUCAGGCCUUAUGGUAGAGUGGUCAGACGGAAGCCACUCCUCAGUAAAAGGCACAUGACAGCCCGAUUGGAGUUUGCCAAAAGGCACCUAAAGGACUCUCAGACCAUGAGAAACAAGAUUCUCUGGUCUGAUAAAACCAAGAUUGAACUCUUUGGCCUGAAUGCCAAGUGUCACGUCUGGAGGAAACCUGGCACAAUCCCUAUGGUGAAGCAUGGUGGUGGCAGCAUCAUGUUGUGGCGAUGUUUUUCAGCAGCAGGGACUGGGAGACUAGACAGGAUCGAGGGAAAGAUGAAUGGAGCAAAGUGCAGAGAGGUCCUUCAUGAAAACCUGCUCCAGAGCACUCAGGACCUCAGACUGGGGCGAAGGUUCACCUUCCAACAAGCCACUCCAGCCAAGACAAUGCUGGAGUGGCUUUGGGACAAGUCUCUGAAUGUCCUUGAGUGGUCCAGCCAGAGCCCAGACUUGAACCCGAACUAACAUCUCUGGAGAGACCUGAAAAUAGCUGUGCAGCGAUGCUCCCCAUCCAACCUAACAGAGCUUGAGAGGAUCUGCAGAGAAGAAUGGGAGAAACUCUCCAAAUACAGGUGUGCCAAGCUUGUAGCGUCAUACCCAAGAAUACUCAAGGCUGUAAUCGCUGCCAAAGGUGCUUCAACAAAGUACUGAGUAAAGGGUCUGAAUACUUAUGUAAAUGUGAUAUUUCAUUUUUUUAUUUUUUUAUAAAUUUGCACACACAAAAGCAGUUUUUGCUUUGUCAUUAUGGAGUAUUGUGUGUAGAUUGAAGAGGGUGAAAAAACCUUUCAAUUCAUUUUAGAAUAAGGCUGUAACGUAACAAAAUGUAGAAAAAGUCAAGGGGUCUGAAUACUUUCUGAAUGCACUGUAUAAUACCUUUUUAAUACUUAUUUUGCUAAAUGUUUUCUAAGACCCGUUUUCCAUCUGUUUGACCAGCAAUCAAGCCUUUGCUUAUUCCACAUUUUUAGGAUGGAUAAUGGUAGAAAAAUGUAUGCAUGCCUUAAUUUCCCCAAAAUAUAGACUCAACUUUCAUUUGACACCCAAUUUGAUGUGCUCCUAUGAACUUCACUUUAGUGCUCAUGGGGCUUUUUACAUGGGAAUGCCCAGUUAGAAACAUUUGCUAAGUUUUGUGUUGACCGAAGUUCUGUCAUCUAGAUUUCAGCAAGCUAAGUAAACUGGUACUGCGACCAGAUGUUACCUUAAUCACAUGCAGGCAGUCAUUAUCUACAGUAGCCUCUCAGCCCUAGCCCAGUCUCUGUUACACAUUACCUUUCAGAUAGAUGUUAUCACGUCAACCAUCCCCCACAUAUUGCCUGGCUGGCUGUCACAGAAUGACAUAGCCUACCACACCACAGCCCACCACACCACAACUGAGUCACUGUCUGGGAUACUCUCCACUUCGACAUGCAUCCAGUCCAGCACAGGGCUCAGUUUAAAGUGCAGUCGGGACCUCAGUGUGAAGUCUGUGACAAAGGAACGAUUGGUCUUACAGUCUGGCAGACCUCCAGGACUCAUUACAGAGAUAAGUUGCAUACCAACAACGAACAACCCUUUGUGUAAGUGUGCUUUGUGUGCAGGUCUGUUUUCCAGG